This is a messenger RNA of Aspergillus welwitschiae, 940 nucleotides long. Its product is annotated as ester cyclase. Gene Ontology annotation, biological process: polyketide metabolic process. Bases 86 to 511 code for a protein of 141 amino acids. The transcript is spliced from 2 exons. NCBI's taxonomy places the organism in Eukaryota, Fungi, Ascomycota, Eurotiomycetes, Eurotiales, Aspergillaceae. The record is from RefSeq and is a predicted model, not a curated record.
CCUACAUUUAGUGUUAUAUGUCCCGGAAGAAGCUCCCUGUCUGAACCGCGUCGAAGAUUCACUUUAAUCAACCAUCGCUGUGAACAUGUCUAUCGACCUAAGGCAGAAAAUGAGUCGGUUUGUCGAGUUCAUCAACUCGAAUGAUGAAACAGUUGGCAAAGAAGUCGUCUCCGAAUCAGCUGAAUUCCAUGUCCCAUUCAGCGACACACCUCUGAAGGGACUAGCUGGCUACAUGCAGAUUCUCGGAAUCAUGCGGGGUGCUUAUCCUGAUAUUCACUGGUCACUCAAUGAGACGGUUGUCGAAGGGAACAAGUUGGUGGCACAGUUCACCAUACGCGGCACUCACGAGGGGGAGUUCUUUGGCAUACCGGCAUCAGGAAAGCAGAUUAAUACAUUUGCAAUGAACAUGUACCGAUUUGAAGAUGGAAAAAUUGUUGAAGAGCGGGGACUUCCGGACUUGUUCGGAAUGAUGGUUCAAAUUGGUGCGAUCCAACCUCCUCAGCCCCGCUAGCUUGAAAUUUACUUCUAUCGCCUUUUGAGUUGGGCUAAAUGUCAGUGAUUAAAUGAGACAGACGAUAUGUCUUCGCUAGUAUUUCUCCUAUAGUCAAACGUAAAAGAAGGGGGGCUAGUUAUAAUAUAGUUCACCAUCCACUCCAUGUACAACCUAUUGAGACUCAACGUACAAAGCCAAAUAAGACACUGAGCACACACCCGAAACACGUCAUAUUUGAGAUACCUUCCUAAAACCUUGCCUUCUGCCCUGGAACCGGUAGGACUCGCAUGUCUCGCAUGUCUUCCGACCGAAUCGCUGGGGAAAAGAUUGCAGAACCGUGAAGUGAUCAAGCACUCGCGAUAAUCUCUGCCGCAACUCGCUCACCAGAGCGGAUGGCCCCAUCCAUAUACCCAGUCCAGUAAGGAGCAGUCUCAGUGCCAGCAAAGU